CGCCAAGUUCGCGGACGUAGAAUCAGCCGCGCCCAGUCUCUGCCCCUCUCGAGAUUCAAGAAAGAAAGAAAGAAGAAGGUGAACAUUGUUUAAUCACAUUGCCUCAGCCCUGGCUCACAGGCAACUGACAUUAGUAUCCGCGACCUUGAUCUACCCUACCCCCAGGAACAACUUUCUCAGCAUCACCAUCACCAUGAUGUACCAACGACUUCCGGUGGCUGCCUUGGCCGGCUUCGCAGCGAUGUUCGUUGCUGUUGAGGCUCAAGACUUCUCCUCCGGCAAUCUCGUUGUGACGCCACCGACGAGUGUAGUGACGUGCGAGCCGGCGACAGUCAGCUGGGAAUGGACCGGCUCCACCGUCGAAGAGGUCGGUCAAAAGGUUGCCAUUGCCGUCGAAAGCGUCGGCGACACCAAUUCCCUCGAUCGUCGGUCGCUCGUCAUUUCCUCGGCCAGCCGUCUCACAAAGCAGAGAAGGGCCAAGAGGAGCGAGAGAGACGCGGUCAAGCGAGGCACACCAGCCAAUCUCGCCGGUGCUGCCUCGAUCCCCAUGACUGAUGGUUCGUGGGUUUGGAAUUCGGUGGGUCUCGAACCCGGUAGCUAUCGCUUCGUCGUCAACGCCCCUGGAAUGAGCAUCACGAGCUACAGCUCCGUCUUCAACGUCCAGCAGGGCCCCGACACCAGCUGCAUUUACGCUGGUGCCGCGUCCUCGACUGCUUCCAGCACACCAGUCACAACGUCGAGCGCUCCUGCGAUGACCUCGGCUUCUUCUAACUCCUCUGCCGCUUCCUCUUCGGCGGUGCACAACACCGCUUCGACGGCCUCCAACGCCGCGACUGGGGCAGCAGCAACCAGUUCGCUGCAGAACGCGGCCUCCGAAUCGUCGCAUUCCGGUGGCCUGUCCGGCGGCAAGAUUGCGGCGGCUGUCAUCUUGCCCUUGCUGGCUGUCAUUGGGUUGCUCUGCUUCUUCUGCUUCCGCAAGCGCAAGGGAACCAACGACGGUGCCCAAGACGGUGCUCCUUCCAAGGACGACGGCAACUUUACCGAAAAGGUGCUGGCUGCCGUUGGCAGUCGUGGCAAGACGUCGAAGCACAAGAGAGACAUCAGUGCUCCCAUGUAUCCCGUUCAUUCUGCCGGCCUGGCCAUGCACGAGCAUGCUGUGGCCAACGAGAUGCGCCGUACGACCGACGACGACCCGAUGGCGCCAAACCCUGAGCACUGGGUCGCCUUCAACGGGUCCGAAGACGCUCAGGCCGUCAGCCCUCGUAACGUCGACGACAUUGUCAACCGUGAAAAUGCCAGGCGAAGCCAAGAUGACGGUGCCGAUGAUGAGAACGUUGCUGGCCUGGGCCUCUACAAGCAGGGCAAGAACCGGCCGUACGAUGACAACAUCUUCCUGCCGCACUCUCACCUCUCGACGAUCAACGAGGCGUCAAGCUCCAAUCCGAGCCGGGUGCCGUCCACGGAGAUCGUCGUCGUCACCAGCAAACCCUCUUCCGAGCUGGAGAGGCAACAAACGGCCAUGGCCGAUGAUCGGCGGCCGGUAGACCUCGCGCGAUCAGCAUCGGCAGGAAGCACAUUCAGCAUUCGUCGCAAGCCGGCGCCCGCCAUCACGAAGAGCAUGGUGGGCGAGUCGCAGGACUCGGCCCGGCGAAGCAGCCAAGGCUCCACCUCUUCGCGUAUCCUGCUGCCUUCGCCUGAUCAGAUUGGCGAUGAGGAGCAAGGCCAGGAGACGAUCACUGACCGGACAGACCGGGCAGGACACCCUCAGACACCCGGCAGCAGCAUCAGCAGCGCUCACGGGCCCUUUUCCGACGCAAAUGAAGUUGUCACCGUCCCUGGUGCUGAGCCAAUCGUCAUCUCACGGUGGUCCGCCUCCAACGUCUCGGACGCAGAGCAGGCCGAGACGUUGACGAGUCCAAGACCAGCCUUUCUGGCCGACGGAGAGGCGGGUCGGUCGUCGAGAACGAGCGAGCAAUUUCCUGCCAGCGUCCACUCCACCGACGCACCCUCGGCCUGGAUCCCUGCAGCGCGCCCCUCGAACACCUCUGUGACGGCAGACGGUCUCCAUCGAAGAAACGAUUCAGCGGACCGAAACACCCCUGCUGCGCUCACCGACGUCUCCUUGCCGCCGACGGCCACCGAAGAAGAGAGGAACCGCGCCUUCAAGCUCAGUGUCAGCCUCGACGAGAAAGAUCGGGGCUUCCGAAUCAGCUUCUGACGGUGCAAACCACCCUCUUCCUUUUUCUUUCAUUCCGCCGAGUCUGCUGGCUCAGUC
This is a messenger RNA of Acaromyces ingoldii, 2275 nucleotides long. RefSeq lists its product as hypothetical. Bases 194 to 2218 code for a protein of 674 amino acids. Lineage: Eukaryota; Fungi; Basidiomycota; Exobasidiomycetes; Exobasidiales; Cryptobasidiaceae. The transcript has a single exon. The record is from RefSeq and is a predicted model, not a curated record.